Molecule: messenger RNA, 363 nt
Organism: Brenthis ino (lesser marbled fritillary)
Lineage: Eukaryota; Metazoa; Arthropoda; Insecta; Lepidoptera; Nymphalidae
Source: the annotation of a GenBank genome assembly
AUGACGAGGCAACAACUGAAAAAUUCUGGAAAACUCAUGAAGAAGUCAUGCAUGCCGAAAAACGACGUAACGGAAGAACAAGUUGGUCAAAUAGAGCAAGGAAAAUUCUUGGAAGAGAGAAAUGUUAUGUGUUAUAUCGCUUGCAUUUAUAGUAUGACUCAAGUUGUUAAAAAUAAUAAAUUAAACUACGAUGCAAUUAUAAAACAAGUAGAUAUGAUGUUCCCGGUUGAUAUGCGGGAUGCCGUUAAGUCUGCAGUGGAAAAAUGCAAAGAUAUAGGGAAGAAAUAUAAAGACAUAUGUGAAGCAUCAUACUGGACUGCCAAGUGUAUGUACGACCAAGAUCCUGCAAAUUUUGUGUUCCCU